Messenger RNA from Mollisia scopiformis, 1901 nucleotides. RefSeq names its product MFS inorganic phosphate transporter. The transcript has 8 exons. Gene Ontology annotation, biological process: carboxylic acid transport; transmembrane transport. Gene Ontology annotation, cellular component: plasma membrane. Gene Ontology annotation, molecular function: carboxylic acid transmembrane transporter activity. The record is from RefSeq and is a predicted model, not a curated record. NCBI's taxonomy places the organism in Eukaryota, Fungi, Ascomycota, Leotiomycetes, Helotiales, Mollisiaceae. The coding region runs from base 384 to 1901 and encodes 505 amino acids.
CCUCGCCAAACCUUGCUCGCUAAUUAUGUCGGACUUCAUGCCGUUGAAGAGGGGAAUGGAAAGUCUGGACUACCCUGUCGCUUCUAUUAUGACGCGGUAUCAAGGAGCGGAAGUUCCACACGUUGAAAGGGACAUCGUUGCACGUGGGUGUACCUUUGUGUCUUGUUCGUUGACACCUUAUCUGUCAAGGCCGCCAAAAAUUUCGAUGCUUACAACCUUUACAAUCAUUCAGACAGCCAUGGCUUUGAAAAUCGGGAUAGCGGCAAUGGAAAGAUCUUCUAUUAAAGACAAGGCAACGGCUCUAAAAAGAUGGAUUCUGGAUGUAGUAGUUCGAAAAUACCCUUUUUUUCCAUCGCCAUUUCAUUCGAAUUCCAAUUUGCAAAAUGGUGUCUCAAAAUGGGAGCAAUCCCGACAGAAUGCCUAGAGCCUCUUGGAUCCAAGGUGCAAAGUUUCUUGGAAUGGCCGGCGUAGGUUUCUUCGCGGAUGGCUACCUCAAUAUCACCAUUGGACUCGUUGUACCUGUUCUAGGUUAUAUCUACUACAAAGAUCAGAAGAAUGCAGUGCCUACUGUGCCAGCGUCAGUUAUCAAGGGAGGUUUGAGUAUUGGUAUGAUUGUAGGACAACUAGUCUUUGGAGUUCUCGGAGAUGCAAUUGGGAGAAAGAAGAUCUACGGGAAAGAGCUUAUGAUCACGAUGUUUGGCACUCUUAUGGUCAUCGUACUUCCGACGGAUCUCUCGCACGAUGGUAUCGUAGCGUGGCUAACAGUGUGGAGAAUUGUGACUGGUGUAGGAAUCGGUGCUGACUAUCCCAUGUCGUCGACCAUCUCCGCAGAACACAACCCCUUUGGAUCUCGUGGCAAGCUAGUGUUGGCAGUAUUCGGUUCCCAGGGCGUGGGAAAUCUUGCUGCAGGCAUUGUCUUCCUUGUUCUGUUGGUAGCAUUCAAAUCUUCGAUAGCUCAGGACGUCAACCGUCUUGAGUGGGUCUGGAGGCUUUUGCUCGGCAUUGGAAUCAUUCCGGCUGCAGCAACUCUCUACGCUCGACUUCGAAUGCGUGAGAGUGUCCCGUACCAGAAAUGUGAGUUCAACAUAAAUGUCGAACACAAAGGUGACGGAUCCAGGAUGGAAGACGCACCGAGAGGCUUACGUCAACAAUGGGUCGACUUCAAAGAAUACUUCUCAGACAUUAGACAUGCGAAGAUCCUGUUUGCAACUUCUGCUUGUUGGUUUCUCUUUGACAUUGCAUUCUAUGGCAUCAACCUCAAUCAGAGCAUCAUACUAUCUCAAAUCGGCUUCGGAAAGGGGAAGACCACAUGGGACACCCUUCAUAAAUUGGCGAUAGGCAACAUCAUAGCCUCUGCUGCAGGAUAUCUACCUGGCUACUAUGCUGCAAUUCCUCCCAUUGACAUCCUCGGUCGUACCCGGCAGCAAUUUAUUGGUUGCAUUACACUUACUUGUUUAUAUGCUAUCUGGGCUGGUGUCGCAAACAUCGCCCCAAGUGGAGUGCUAAUCACAAUCUUCACACUCUCUCAGUUCUUCCUCAAUUGUGGAGGCUCAGCAACAACUUUCCUUAUCCCCGUCGAAGUCUUCCCAACUCGGGUCAGAUCAACAGCGCACGGCAUCUCUGCCGCAUCUGGCAAAGCUGGCGCAGUUCUUACAGCCUUCGCAUUUGGUUCGGUCACGAAUGCCAUCGGUAUAAGAGGUGUUCUUGGCAUCCUCAGUGGUGUAAUCUUCCUCGUUGCUCUCCUGACCCUGAUGAUUCCAGAGACCAAGGGCAAGACUUGGAAGAGAUCGAAAAUGGAGUCUUGUAUGGCGAGGCAGUUGGUCACGAGCCUGCUUCGAACGAGCUAUUUGUGGCUCAUAAGUCCUCAACUACUGGAUCAUCUAACGAAGCCGACGCUCUAG